AUGUUAAAUACUAGGGAGUGGACGGAGGGGAGUUUAAUGGAUGAGUCCGGAUUGGGUCAGGAUAAGGCAGCGCACACACCCAGGGCCCUUCAGAACAUCGUUCGAGACGACACCCCUGACCCACUUCCCAAAGACGCUCCAUCAAUCAAGCCGGACGAUAUCAAAAACACUGUCUCCCAGGUCGCUAAGGACCCGACUAACGCGCUGAACGUCAUCAAGGACCACCCCUCCGAUGCGCUUCCUCAUGAUGCCAAACCCAGCGCUGCCCCGCCUCCCACCAAGCGAAUCUUCAAGGAUAUAAUCCAUCAAAUCUUCAACGACGCUCAACCCGCCCAGGGCAAUUCUCCGGACAGGCGAGCCGGAACACCUGACUCCGACUUCCCUGACGAAUAUCUCCAAAAAGUGAAGGAUUCAGUCCUUUCCCCUCCGAAGUAAUGACCUUUGUGUGGGAUCAGGUCAGGAUGGGGCGGGGAGGUAGAGUUUGAUGUUUGGUUUGCGCACGUCUUUUUUACUCUUACUCUCUAUACCCUUUACGCCAGUCUUUCGCUUAUAAUUUAUGAAAUUCUUCAUGCGA
Laccaria bicolor S238N-H82 is the source of this 574-nucleotide messenger RNA. RefSeq lists its product as uncharacterized. The transcript has 7 exons. The record is from RefSeq and is a predicted model, not a curated record. The coding region runs from base 1 to 435 and encodes 144 amino acids. Lineage: Eukaryota; Fungi; Basidiomycota; Agaricomycetes; Agaricales; Hydnangiaceae.